GGGGCGGCCGAGAUGCAGGGGCGGCCGAGAUGCUGGGCCAGCCUCAGGCCGCUCUCCCGCCGGCUGGUAACGUCCCUUUUAGCUUCUGAGAACCCAGGCCCGCUUCACCCACAAGUCCCUAAAAAGUCAAGUCCAGGUGUACGCAUGACCAUCCAGCCCAUGAACCUAGGAGGGUGUGCCCUCAAAGAGCUAUGGAGUGCUGUUACCAUGACCUCAACUGUCUACACAUCCCUGGGGAUCGAGAUGAGAGACAGGUACAAUCAGAAGCCUGAAUACAUCAGUGUGUCUGAUAUAAAAAGGAUAUCAAUCAACCACAUGGAGCUCCUGGGUGGCCCACAAGCCUGGCCCCUGAUGUUAGCCAGCUGCCCGGUACCUGGAGUGCUCCAGCUUGCCUCUCUACUCUUGGUUCUACACUGUCUCAUCAUUGACUAUGGAAACACUGAAGCCUGCCCGGCAGGUGACUUUGGGUCCCCAAGCUACCCUGGAGAGGUGGCAGGGGAGGGAGAUAGGGAGAUCUUGAGGGGAGGAGUCCAGAACUCAGCCCGGAGGAGGCUCAGCACCUCCUCCCCAACUCACCUCAGCCCUACAGCACUUUCGAGGGACAUGGGUAAGGAGAUGGAAGAGGAGCAGGCUGUGUGCCAGGACUACCAGGCAUGGAGCCCAUGGGAAUAGCUCCAGGGUUGUGCCCUGUAGAGGCACGUGACCAGCCUUGUGGUGCUGAGCAGUGCCACGGAACUCUGUGAGAAUGACUCUGGGAGGCCCCUGCUCUGCCCUGUCCCCAGUGCUGGUGAGACUUUCAGUAGCUUGGAGUCAGGGAGCCAGUGCCUCACAGGUACCCCUCCACUAACUCAAACUCAGGUAUAUGCCUGUGCCUCCUCAGUCUUCCAAGGGGCAGGAAUGCUGGCUAAGAAAGUCCAGUAUGCCGCCAUCGGGACUGGGAGCUUCGAGCUGUGCACAGCUUUUGUUAGUGUGAACCCACCCUCCACCAGCCCUACUGUGGGAGGGCACUUGGGUUCUAAUGCUCUUUGGCCUGGAGUUAUCUGCAUCAAGCCAUUUUCUAUUCCACUCUGUUCCUUUCCCAGGAUGCCUUACCUGGCCGUAUCCUGCAUCUUCGUCUUCAUCCUCAGCUUUGCUGCAGUGACAAGGAUCCUGGCAACAGAGCUGUGUGACCAGAUAGCCUGGCCUGCUGCCUACAUGGUCUGUGGGACAGUCUUGUGGGCUUGUCUCUUUUCCUCUACAUUCCUUUCCUCUGUGCCUGUGGGGCCAUCUACACUCAUUGGUUCCUUCCUGAGAUCAAUGACAAGACCAUCCUAGCAAUCACUGAGGAAAUGUGCAGACUCACCCUUGCCUAGGAAGACCAGCAACCUCUAA
Messenger RNA from Peromyscus californicus insignis, 1371 nucleotides. It is a transcript of the gene Slc2a11, whose product is annotated as solute carrier family 2 member 11. Gene Ontology annotation, cellular component: membrane. Gene Ontology annotation, biological process: monosaccharide transmembrane transport. The record is from RefSeq and is a predicted model, not a curated record. Lineage: Eukaryota; Metazoa; Chordata; Mammalia; Rodentia; Cricetidae. The transcript is spliced from 8 exons. Gene Ontology annotation, molecular function: hexose transmembrane transporter activity.